Punica granatum (pomegranate) is the source of this 838-nucleotide messenger RNA. NCBI's taxonomy places the organism in Eukaryota, Viridiplantae, Streptophyta, Magnoliopsida, Myrtales, Lythraceae. The record is from RefSeq and is a predicted model, not a curated record.
AGGACACAAGGCUGGCCUCAAUCAAGAUGGAUCAUAGAUUCAUAUUCAUAUCGUUUUUCGUCCAUUUUUGCAAGAUUUCAUUCAUUGUUAACCAGCCAACAGGAGCCAACUUCUCACAGGAACAGGAAGAGGAAGGUGGUGGAGGAGAAGGAGAAGGAAGAGGGGGCCGGUUCUUCUAUAAUCAAGGCUCCAUUUCCAUUUCUCUUCUCGCUCUCUGGUUCGGGGGUGCAGUAGGAGGAAGAAGAAGACGCCGCCAUUCUUGAUGGGGUCCCUGUUCGGCGACUGGCCGUCCUUCGACCCCCACAACUUCAGCCAUUUUCGGCCCUCCGAUCCUUCCAAUACCUCUAAAAUGACCCCUACUACCUAUCACCCUACUCACAGCAGGACCCUGCCACCACCUGACCAGGUGAUUACCACCGAAGCCAAGAACAUUCUGAUCCGAAAUUUCUAUCGCCGCACUGAAGAAAAGUUGAGACCAAAGAGAUCUGCCUCCGAGCUUCUCAAUCCAGAUCACGGGUCCAAGCAGCCCAGAGCUUCUGCAUCAGUGACAGAUCUUUCUGAUUGAGCUUCUCCUUGCUGGAGUAUGUCGGCGAUUCAGGAAAGUUGAGAACAGUAUCUGGGUCUCCCUUGUAUAUAUAUCUUAUAAUGGCUCGAAAAUGUGUCUGGAAAGGCUGUAAUCUGUAUGCUUGGAAGAAUGUCACUAGCAGCUUAAAACAUGGAUGAGAAUGUAAUUUUCGGUUAUAUUGUGUGUACAACAAGACCAUAAGUUAUACCUACAGAUGAAUUUGUGAUUACCAUUUGUCAGGAUUACCAAGCAAAGAGAUGAUCCUUUGUUCUA